AUGUACUCUGUGAAGGUGACUGGGACUUCGGGUCCGGGCGAGCCGGCCUCCAGCAAGCAGCAGGCCUUGCUCGCUGAAGACUCUGGCGUGGGUACAUCAUCUGGAGCCCUGUCGGAGGAUGUACAGGACCUUGUGCCUUUCUCUGCUGGCAACCCGAGGGUAGAGCACCUCACUGGGACUGAGGGGCGCGGACCCCGGCUCUGCAUCCUGGCUCUUCCCCAGGACAUGGGGUUUGCGGAGCUGUCCACCUUCAUGGGACCCCACUUCUCAAAGGCUUUGGAGGUCCGGUUGGUCCGGAGGGAGGGGGGCGCCAGGGCCGCCCGCCUGGUGCUGCUGCGCUUUGCAGCCCAGAAGGACGCCGACGCUUUCUUCCUGCAGCACAAUGACCGACCGUUCUGCACGCUGGAGCCGGAGCUGCUGUGCCACGCCGUGUUUGUCCGGGGCGUGGAGUGCGAGGGCCUGGCCCUGCCUGGCUGGGAAGAAUCAAUGUCUCGUCAGGGACCGCCCAAGGCCGCCACCCCUGGUGUCGCCACCCCCGGCGCCGCCGCCCUUCCCCCCGCCCCGCCGGGCGUCGCCACUGCGCCUGCGGUCGAGCUGCCCAGCUGCCCCGUCUGCUUGGAGCGUCUGGACGAGGAGAGCUCCGGCAUCGUGACCACGGUGUGCAACCACCGCUUCCACAACGACUGCCUGAGGCACUGGGGCGAUUCGUCCUGCCCCGUCUGCAGGUACUGCCAGCCCUCCGUGGCCGACACGCCCCACUGCUCCACCUGCGCCUGCACGACAGACCUGUGGAUCUGCCUGAUCUGCGGGCACGUGGGGUGUGGCCGCUACCGCGGCUCCCACGCCUCCGACCACUGGGAGGAAAGCGGGCACGGCUACGCGCUGGAGCUGGGCACGCAGCGCGUGUGGGACUACCUGGGUGACGCCUACGUGCACCGUCUGAUCCAGUCCAAGGCCGGCGGCAAGCCAGUGGAGGCGGGGGACCCCCCCGUCCUGGCGCUGUCCAAGUUUGACGCGCUGGUGGGCGAGUACAACCACCUGCUGGUCACGCAGCUGGAGAGUCAGCGCAUGCACUUUGAGGGCUUGCUGAUCCGAGCAGGGACCGAGGCGGAGGACAAGGUCUCCCAGGCCCAGGCAAAGGCGCAUGCCGCGGGUGAGGAGGCCAGGGAAGCCAAGGCGCGGGCGGGUGCAGCCCUGCAGGCACAGCAAGCAGCCGAGAGGAAGCUGGCUGCCAGCCGCCAGGAGGCUGCCCGGCUGGAGAAGGAGCGCAAGUUCUUGAAGGAGAUGUGCGAUGCUCUGGUGGACAACCAGAAGCAGUACACUGAAAGGUCUGAUGCUGGGAGGUACACUGGAGAGUAG
Messenger RNA from Auxenochlorella protothecoides, 1359 nucleotides. RefSeq names its product BRCA1-associated protein. Gene Ontology annotation, cellular component: cytoplasm. Gene Ontology annotation, molecular function: ubiquitin protein ligase activity; zinc ion binding. Gene Ontology annotation, biological process: Ras protein signal transduction; protein ubiquitination. Lineage: Eukaryota; Viridiplantae; Chlorophyta; Trebouxiophyceae; Chlorellales; Chlorellaceae. Bases 1 to 1359 code for a protein of 452 amino acids. The record is from RefSeq and is a predicted model, not a curated record. The transcript has 8 exons.